CCUCUCCGCAUUCCGUUCUUGAAAACGACGUCGUUGAUCCCAAUAGGGUAAUUUUAAAUUUAUUCUUUGCGGCUCGACUUCAAAUCCAUCUAGCUUCCAGUACAUAUAGCGACAGAGGAGAGGCAUCCUAAUGCGACAGAGACUCCAUGGAACAGCAAACAUCAAGCACUGCACAGCCCAGUGAGGCUCCACAACCACCCUCCACUCUCCCACCUCCAUCCUCAGUCCCUCCACCUUCUUCAACAAUCCCAUCUUCCCCAAACCCUAACCCUAAUCCUAACCCUAACCCUAACCCCAACCCUACUACGCCCAUCCCCAAUCCUAAUCAUAACAUUAACCCUAGUUCUACUCCCAAACCUCCGGUCUCGGUUAACCCUCAGCCACAACAACAGCAGUCUCUUCAAAACUCUCAAACCAGGCCUCCGGUCCACAGACCAUGGCAACAGCAAUCACACUUUCAGCACUUUUCGUCCAACCUCUCGUCCUCUUCAUCAUCCUCUUCGACUCCGUCAUUGUCUACAUCGACCUCUUCUUCCGCCGUUUCUGCACCUCCGUCGCAACGGGGUGGGAUUGCCAUGGGCGUUCCUGCUGGGCAACCCACUCCAUUUUCGUCUCUUAACCCGCCAACGUUCGGCCAGCAAUACGGCGGGUUGGGUCGGAGCGCUGUCAAUGUGCCCGAAUCGGUUGCCAAUACCAACACGUCCCAGGUAAGGCCAUCUAUUCAAGGAAGUCAAGGUAUGGGAAUGAUGGGAACACUGGGCUCGGGUUCUCAAAUGCGGCCAGGGGGGAUUUCAGCACACCAUCAACAGAGGCCUGUCCAAUCAUCUCUCAGACCCCAAUCUACUGUAAAUAACCAGUCCCCUGCUACCCAAAAUUUUCAAGGGCAUGGCCUUUUAAGAGCUUCAUCAGUGGGAUCUCCGGGUGCACCAUCACCAAAUACAUCACAAAGUAUGCAGCCUCAUAAUCAGCCAUGGUUAUCAUCUGGAUCACAAGGGAAGCCUCCUUUGCCAUCCCCAUCGUUUAGACCACCAAUGACUUCUCAAUCCUUGCCUCAAAGGUCACAUAUUCCUCAGCAACAUCAUCAUCCCUUGCCAACUGCUUCACAGCAGCAGCAAAUGUCAACUGCACAACAACCACAACAACCGUUGCUAUCACAUCAACAACAGGAGCAUUAUGGGCAACAAUUUCCACCAUCAAGGGUACCACAAUCUUUACCCCAUCCACAACAGAUCGGGAGGGUUCAGGGAUCAGGAAACCAGAAGCCUUCCUCUCUUGCAAUUGUGCAUCCUAGCACGCCCCAGUUGGGGCCCCAUAGCAGAACAGCUAGUGCAGAGGCCAGUGAAUCUGGUAAUAGGAUUUUGAGCAAGAGAAGCAUCCAUGAGCUAGUAAAUCAGAUUGAUCCAUCAGAAAAGUUGGAUCCUGAAGUCGAAGACAUUCUUGUGGAUAUUGCAGAGGACUUUGUUGAGUCUAUUACAACAUUUGGUUGCUCAUUAGCCAAGCAUCGAAAAUCACCUACAUUAGAAGCAAAGGACAUACUUCUACAUCUAGAAAGAAAUUGGAAUAUGACUCUUCCUGGGUUUGGUGGAGAUGAGAUUAAGACCUUCAAAAAACCAUUUGUAAGUGAUAUUCACAAGGAACGGCUUGCAGCGAUAAAGAAGUCGGCUGUGGGGACUGAGUCAGCAAAUACGAAGAGUUCCAGUGGACAAGGUGCUGGAAAUACAAAGGGUCAUCCGGCAAAGACAUCUGCCAAUGUCUUGAGCUCGCCAAACCUUAAGAUACGUGAAGCUGCAUGAGAUGUGUUUAUUGGAUGGAUAUGAAAAUCAUAUUCACUAGGUAUAUUCUGAAGUUCUUAGCAUGCAUAAUGCAUAAGUUUUGAGCAUACACAGUCACCAUGCAUGUAAAUGUGGGAAAUAUUAUGUAAAUGCCCGUGUCCAUAUAUACGUAUGGACAGUUUGAGUAAAUGGCUUGAAAUGAUUGCUUCAUUUGUAA
Messenger RNA from Vitis riparia (riverbank grape), 1989 nucleotides. Its product is annotated as transcription initiation factor TFIID subunit 12. Gene Ontology annotation, molecular function: TBP-class protein binding; DNA binding; protein heterodimerization activity. The coding region runs from base 147 to 1793 and encodes 548 amino acids. Gene Ontology annotation, biological process: DNA-templated transcription initiation; RNA polymerase II preinitiation complex assembly. Lineage: Eukaryota; Viridiplantae; Streptophyta; Magnoliopsida; Vitales; Vitaceae. The record is from RefSeq and is a predicted model, not a curated record. Gene Ontology annotation, cellular component: SLIK (SAGA-like) complex; transcription factor TFIID complex; SAGA complex. The transcript is spliced from 8 exons.